This is a messenger RNA of Cottoperca gobio, 840 nucleotides long. RefSeq names its product fibrinogen-like protein 1-like protein. NCBI's taxonomy places the organism in Eukaryota, Metazoa, Chordata, Actinopteri, Perciformes, Bovichtidae. The record is from RefSeq and is a predicted model, not a curated record.
AUGAAGUGUGUGAGAUGUUGGCUGCCAGGAGCUGCCCUGCUGCUGCUCAGUGUGGCUGGAGUGGACAUGGAGCAUCUCCAAGCUGAGAACCUGAAUCUCCUUCCCCCCGAUGAGCACAACUUGGUCCUGAACAGUGGAAUGAGAGUGCUGCCCAGAGACUGCCAUGAGAUGCUGAUGACCUCUUCAGGCCAAGCCAGAGACGGGGUGUACCUGAUCCAACCAGGUGAUUCCCCCAUUGUGGCCUACUGUGCAAUGCAGGAGGGAGGCUGGACUGUGGUGCAGCAUAUCACCGUCAAUAGCAGCGUGAAUUUCGAUCGUACCUGGGCUGAGUACAAGCACGGCUUUGGGGCUGUAACGGGUGAUCACUGGCUCGGGAACGAAUACCUUCAUCAGCUCAGCCGUGGCCCUGGGCGCUAUACACUGGGAGUAAAACUAGUGGACAGAGAUGCUAUCACCAAGACGGGGGAGUAUGAUCCAUUCCUGGUGGAGGAUGAAUCCUCAGCAUACAGGCUGAGGCUGGGGUUGUUUCAGGGCUCAGCUAUAGACGCUCUGACCCUGGACACAGAGAACUACCUGCAUGACAACCAGAGAUUCACCACUAACGACAGAGACAAUGACAAUUACUUCCAAAAUUGUGCUAAACUGGAGUUUCAGGGGGUGCCGGGAGGAGGUUGGUGGUAUGACGCCUGUGCUGGUGCCAACCUCAAUCGCAGGAAUGUUAUUUACUGGCAGAAGGACUGCAACAAGGAGCGACUGUGCAAGUAUGCAUGGAUGAUGGUGAGACCUUCAGACACAGUUAAAUGGAUUCAAAGUGCAGACUGCAGGAAGGAUGAGCUAUAG